UAUACAUCCGGUGAAACAUCUGGGUACUUCUUCUAUCUGUGGCCAUGUUCCACCAACGGGCUUACGGUGAAGUUAUCUCAAAAAUAUGGUUUAUACGUUUUCAAACAACACUGAGGUCGAGUUCGCAACAGGUUUGCGUCCGGCUUCUCCCCAGCCCUCGCUGUUUCUUCGACGAACCGGUGCACGUGAAGGUAGAUGGACUUUCUCCCCACCAGAAAGUAGAGUUGAGGUCCAAACUCAAGGACGAUAAAGGGGUCAUCUUUAGAGCUUCCGCUCUGGUCGCUGCAGAUGCUAGCGGACAGGUGGACCUGUGUCGCUCUCCUUCUCUGGGCGGCAGCUACACAGGAGUUGAAUCCAUGGGCUUGUUUUGGGCCAUGGUGGCCGAGACUCCACACAGCAAACUGUUAAAAAAAAAUGUUUUGGGUUCAAUGAUGGUUGACAUAGAAGUGCUGCAUGGGGACACAGGUGAGCUCUUGGCCACAGAGACCAACGAGAGGCUGUUCAUGACGGAAGGGGUAAGGAGAAUACCGUUGGGCAUGAAAGCAGGGAGAAUACGGGGAGUCCUCUUUCUACCACCCGGGCAGGGUCCAUUCCCUGGUGUACUGGAUGUGUAUACUCUGGGUGGAGGUAUAUCAGAGGUCCGGGCCAGUCUGCUGGCUAACAAAGGCUUUGUGGUUCUGGCUCUGGCCUACUUUGGCUUCCAGGACCUGCCCAGAACCGUGCCCAAAUACUUUGACCUGGAGUACUUUGAAGAGGCUAUCACUUUCCUGAGGCAACAGCCACAGGUACAGGGUCCAGGAAUAGGAAUCCUGUCCAUCUCGAAGAGUGGGGAUCUGGCUCUGUCCAUGGCUUCUUUUCUCUCUGGCAUCUCAGCCACAGCCUGGAUCAACGGCAGCAACGCUAAUACGGUGGUGCCACUGCACUACAAAGACCUCAUCAUCCCUUCCAUCACGCCUAUUGUUGAGAAUGUCACCUUCUCCCCGUCCGGCAUCCUAGACAUCCGAGACGCCUUACCAGACCCAGAGACUGAGGUGAACCGCGGUUCCGUAAUCCCAAUAGAGCGUUCCAGUUCUAGGUUCCUCUUCGCCGCCUCUGAGGACGACAGGAACUGGAACAGCUGUCUCUUCGCCCAACAGGCCGCCGCCCGGCUGAGGCAUCAUGGGAAAGAGAACUUUGAGGUGGUGAUGUACCCCAGGGCGGGGCAUUUUCUGGAAGUACCCUACAUACCCCACUGCCCAUCUGGCUUCCAUCCCGCGGUUGGUCAAGUGGUGGUGUUUGGGGGAGAGGCUAAAGCCCACCAUCAGGCUCAGCUGGACCUGUGGAGGAGGGUCCAGGAGUUCUUCAGGAAACACCUGGAGGGGAACAACACUGGCGAAAAAGCUACGUUAUAUACUAGAGGAGAACUGGUGACCAUCACCACGGGGCGCUAUGGAUGUCACACCUCCUGCUGAAACUUCCUGCCAAAGAGUAGAAACCAAAGAAUACACAUGCAGGUAGUAUUCAUUGAGUAGUACAGUGGUGUAUUAGAUGCUUUUAGAAGAUGCACACAGGAUUACUGAAGUGAGAGAAUAAAUAUAUAAGUGAAUAAAGACCUCCAUUCCAGACAAAUGACUCACUUGAUGUGUUUGAAGUUGGAUGAGGCUCCUGAACAGAGGGAACGUGCCAUCUCCUGAGCCGACAUUAUGUUGCCUGUCUUCAUCACAGAUUGUGUUCACCCCAUGUAGACAACAAGGGGAAAUGCAUGCUGAGUUCUGAGGUUUGUACUGCAGUCUAUCUAACUAAGCCAGAUAUUAAACUCCUUCAACUGUGUUCCUUUUUUGAAGCCACCUUGCUGAACUUAUGUUUCACUGGGCCACGGCCCAUUAAGAAGCUUAGUCUUGAAGCUCCCUUCCUCAGG
Messenger RNA from Oncorhynchus tshawytscha (Chinook salmon), 1897 nucleotides. Its product is annotated as acyl-coenzyme A thioesterase 1. The transcript is spliced from 5 exons. Gene Ontology annotation, molecular function: fatty acyl-CoA hydrolase activity. The record is from RefSeq and is a predicted model, not a curated record. Bases 45 to 1451 code for a protein of 468 amino acids. Gene Ontology annotation, biological process: fatty acid metabolic process; acyl-CoA metabolic process. Lineage: Eukaryota; Metazoa; Chordata; Actinopteri; Salmoniformes; Salmonidae.